Messenger RNA from Verruconis gallopava, 2107 nucleotides. RefSeq lists its product as uncharacterized. Gene Ontology annotation, molecular function: manganese ion transmembrane transporter activity; calcium ion transmembrane transporter activity. Gene Ontology annotation, biological process: calcium ion transmembrane transport; Golgi calcium ion transport; Golgi calcium ion homeostasis. The transcript has 3 exons. Bases 263 to 1855 code for a protein of 530 amino acids. Lineage: Eukaryota; Fungi; Ascomycota; Dothideomycetes; Venturiales; Sympoventuriaceae. Gene Ontology annotation, cellular component: Golgi apparatus; fungal-type vacuole membrane. The record is from RefSeq and is a predicted model, not a curated record.
UGAUGCUCUCCAUCAUUCCACCUAUUUUUCUCUCAAUUCGUGACUGCCGUUGACCGUAUCACCAUCGGCAACAGCUGCGAGAAGUUCUACUCGGAUACAGUGCUGAGCACCUGUUUUUCACGCUGGUCUCUCCGUAAUCGACAUCCGCUGGCACACACUGCGCUCUCUCUCUUGUCCGCCGUCGCGAUCUUCUGCCCGCCUUCUUCGUGGCGGUCUCCUCUUGUCUUGACGUUCUUUGCGAUCAGAGACACACGUACUCAACAUGAGGAUACGAAGGAGAACACCAAUUCUGCUGCUGGCUCUCCCUGCCAUAGUCGCGUCCCUAGCCGUUGACCCCAACUCCAAGGCCGGUCUCGUUGACCGUUUGUCCUCAGAAGAUGCUCCAGAGCCACAAAGAGCCAAUGCGCUCAUUCCACCAAAGCUUGACAAGGGCACCAAGGAUGCACCGGUUGACGGUCUCGACGGCAAGCCGCACGCCGGUCCUUUCGUGUAUGACACAAAGGAGAAAACAAAGUUGGAGUCGAAGAUUGAGGACUUAUCGGGUUCAAGAUCUAGUAGUGAAAUCGAUAAGGCGAGGGAAGAGGGAUGGGAGAUCCCCGAGAGAGUCGACAGCGUCAUGACAGAUAGAGAGGGUGAGAAGAAAGCAGCAGGAGCGUUGGACGGUACGGAAGGAGGCGUGACGGAGAAGACACGGAACAAGUUGACUAAAGGAGAUGAAAAGGAAAAGAAACCAGAGGGCCCUAAAGAGGUGCUAGAGCACCACGAACAUGAGAAAGAGAAGGUCAUGCAAGGUGGAAAGGAUACCGCCUUGACGAAAUCGUCGAAGUCGUCCAGCAAGGAUGAGAAAAAGGAAAAGAGUGAAAAAGGCAUUGGUGGCCUAGAAAAACCGGUAGAUCUGCCUGACAAGCCCCACGACAUUCCUCAUCCAAAGCCAAACAGCUACUCUGAGUCGCCGAGCAGCAAGCACUCAAUACCGCAUUCCAAAUCCGACUCAGACGUUGGCCUCGAGCAAGAAGCCACUGGUGUCAUCCAGCCAUUUCACUCCUUUGUUCUUUCAUUGACCAUGAUUCUGGUUUCUGAGAUUGGCGACAAGACCUUCCUCGUCGCUGCGCUCAUGGCCAUGCGCCAUCCCCGAACUCUGGUCUUCAGCGCCGCAUUUGGCGCUCUCGUCGUCAUGACCGUGCUCAGUGCGGUGCUUGGACACGCAGUCCCAACCCUGAUUCCCGAACGGCUGACCCACUUCGCCGCUGCGAUUCUCUUCUUGAUCUUCGGCGCCAAGAUGCUGAGAGAAGGACUUGCAAUGGAUCCCAACGAGGGUGUCGGCGAAGAGAUGAAGGAGGUCGAAAUGGAGCUUGAGGAAAAGGAGCAUGACAUGGCGCGGAGAAACUCCAAGCGACGAUCGUCGAAUGCCAUUACUCCUUAUGCGCUCGAGUCUGGCCGGGGCAGGCGCUCUCGGAGCGACUCACGUCUUCCUGCACCUCCACGAUCGCCGUCCGGAUCGCCAGCGCGGUCGCCAUCGCCUUCAGGUUCUAGACUCAGUGGUAUUCUAGACGGACUGACCAAUCUGUCCAGCUUGCUGUUUAGCCCAGCAUGGGUGCAAACUUUUGUCAUGACUUUCCUCGGAGAGUGGGGGGAUAGAAGUCAGAUUGCAACUAUCGCCAUGGCCGCUGGUAAUGACUACUGGUGGGUUACGCUAGGCGCUCUGGUGGGACACGCGUGUUGUACCGGGGUUGCCGUCGUCGGAGGAAAAGCUAUUGCUGGGAGGGUCAGCUUGCGCGUUGUGACUCUCGGAGGAGCAAUCGCCUUCCUCGUGUUUGGAUUCAUCUAUCUUGCGGAGGCCAUGGCGCAUUCAUAGAAUUUCUUGCUAUUCUUGUGUUUCUACGGCUUGUAUAAUUCUUUCUGCAUAUUCGAACGGCAUGCUAGGUGUUUGGAUGAAAAGCGUGUAAGCCUCGACCGGUAGCUGAACGGGUAAAAAGGAGAGGCAAGUGUAUGGUCUCUAUCCUACGAGAAAGGAAUUGGUGUAAUUGCCAAUAAUAAGCAACGCACCUGGUGCAAAGAGCCAGGACCAUUCUGAUAGAUCAUCAAUUGACGCUUUCCUUUUCUUUCU